UUCAUCAGCACAGCGGUAGCAGCGACGCGCCUAUCUUCCGCCGUCGUGGCCAAAUCGUCUCGAGGCGGUAGGAAGAUGGUUGACUCAUGAGAGCAGAGCAGCUGCUACGCCAGAGAGUGAGCGCUUGCAUUCUUCCGUCAACACGCGCUCUGUGCGGACCUAUUAAUCGCGGUAUUCCAAGAUAUUUGUCUGGUGGGACAUAAAGUUCCCCAAAAAGUGCACAACCGGUUAUGCACAAAUAAAGUCGCAAUCGUAAGACGUGAAAAUUAUUUCCAGUUAAUUUAAGUGCAACGGAAACAGAGUGACUAUAUGUGUCGUUUUCGUGUUCAGUGAUCGACUUUUGUCAGUGGGUUUUCCGUGCCCCAGAUAGACUCAGAGAAAACGUGCGUUUUGGCCGGGUGCGGCAUAGUGGUGAGAAGACGGGUGAACGAGCAACAGAGAGUGUGCGCGCCUCUGUGUAGAGGCGAGAACUGUUAAUCGAUAAUACAAUGGGAUACGACGAGGUGUUAACGCAUUUGGGUGGUUUCGGCCGGUACCAGAAGAAGAUCUAUGUGUUGCUUUGCUUGCCGGCGAUUUGCUGUGCCUUCCACAAGUUGGCCGGCGUAUUUCUGCUGGCGACGCCGGAUUAUCGCUGCAAACUUCCGUUCGAAGCGAGCAAUGCCACAUACGAACUUCCACCGGGUGUGCUAGCAAUGGCCUAUCCAAUGGAUUCCUUCUCGAAGAAAUAUUCCACCUGUACCUAUUUGGACGCCAAUUUCACCGAGGAUUAUCUGGCUGGUGGAACCCCAGCGAAAGGAACGGUUAGCUGCGAUCGUUGGAUUUACGAUCGGUCUCGCAUCGAGAGCAGUACCGUAACGGAUUGGGACAUGGUAUGCGACCGGAAUUGGUUACGAGCAUCGGCAGAUUCGCUCUUCAUGGUCGGUGUGAUGCUGGGCAGUAUUAUAUUUGGCUAUCUCUCAGAUAAAUACGGACGCAAGCCGAUCUUCUUCGCCUCGCUCGUCGCACAGGUUUGUUUUGGAAUUCUAGCGGGGUUGGCACCGGAGUUUUUCACCUACACGAUCACUAGGAUGCUGGUCGGUGCAACAACGUCAGGAGUUUUUCUUGUAGCGUACGUUAUAGCCAUGGAAAUGGUCGGGCCAAGUGAUCGUCUUUACGCCGGAGUCGUCUGUAUGAUGUUCUUCUCCGUUGGAUAUAUGUUAACAGCAGCAUUUGCGUACUUUAUCCACGACUGGCGUACACUUCAAAUAGCGCUGACCCUGCCUGGGAUUGUCUUCCUCAGCUACUGGUGGUUUAUCCCCGAGUCGUCACGCUGGCUCAUCUCAAACAAUCGACCCGCAGAAGCCAUCACGCUGAUCCAGAAGGUAGCCAAAUCAAACAAAGUCACCGUUCCGACCGAUGUGUUGGAUAAACUGAUGGAGGAAGACAAAGCGGCUCUGGAAACGGAUAAAAACGAACCCAAACCGUCGCUGCUCGAUAUCUUCAAAUACCCAAACCUUCGCCGUAAAGCCUUGCUGAUCUUUUUCGAUUGGUUUGUCAAUAGUGGCACAUACUAUGGGCUCUCGUGGAACACCAACAAUCUCGGCGGCAAUACGUUGCUCAACUUUGUCAUAAGUGGCGCCGUUGAAAUUCCUGCCUAUUCAUUUCUACUGCUCACUCUCAACCGCUGGGGUCGCCGCACAAUUCUCUGCGGAUGCAUGAUCUUUGCUGGCACCAUGCUCCUAUCGACGAUGCUCGUCCCGGACAGUAUGCCCUGGCUGAUCGUUGUGCUGGCUAUGCUCGGGAAACUUGCAAUCACCUCCAGCUACGGCACGGUGUAUGUAUUCUCCGCCGAACAGUUCCCCACGGUUAUCCGGAAUGUCGCACUCGGAGCGGCUUCGACCUCGGCUCGUGUCGGUGGAAUCCUGGCGCCGUACUUCAACCUGUUGGGUGACUACUGGAAGCCACUGCCGCUGUUGAUCUUCGGUGCGAUGGCAUUUUCCGGUGGUCUGCUGUCGAUGUUACUGCCGGAGACGCACAACCAAAAGCUACCGGAAACCAUUGCCGACGGGGAGAACUUUGGGAAGGCGAAAAGCAACGGGUCGCCAGCAGCAGGGGGAGCGGGAGUGACGGCGGGCGACCGGGAUCUGGGAAAAACUUCCGAUGAGCUGCAAGUGUUGAACGUCGUGGUCAGCGAAUCGCCUGCGAAGAAUGGUGACGCCAUCGCGUUGAAGACGGCGGUCGAAAGGACAACGGCGGCUGUUGUCGGUGGUGAUGAUGUUGUAGAGGAGAAGAAUUGAAUGUUGUGGUGGUGAAUAGUUAGUGGUGGAAGGAAUUAGGUAUUCCGUGUGCAUCGGCGGGAUUUUUUUUCCUCUAUCAGGCGUAGAUUAUUUAUGUAAACAUAUACACAAGGCGCGAUAGUUUUGACUUUAGAGAGCUAGAUUAGACUAAGAUGAUGGAACGAUUACGCCGAGCCUGAUCGAACGAUAUUGAGUCGCGUAUGAUUUACUGCAUUGAUACUUGUUUCUAUGAAACGAUUGCACAAAAAAUACAAUCGUCGUUGAAUCAAUUGUGCUCGAAACCGGGAGAAAAUGAUUUCCCCUUUUAUUUUAUUUUUUUUACUUGUUGGGUAUCGUACGAUAUGUUUUCUUUUCGCGUUUCAUCGCAUUGAUCGAAUCGUUUUUUUUUGCGUUGAUAGUUAUACGAAUGAGAGAAGGGAAAAGGAAAAAUUGAAAGCAACGAUUCGAUUGGAUUUUAUUGGAUUUUUUUUUCCAGAAACUAUCAUUAGAUCCUCCCAUUGCCACUGAACAAAACUGUGUAGGGCAAAUACAUUUUUCAGUAUCUCUUUUGAGUUAUAAUCGGAAUCAUCUCGAAAGGCAAAAAAAGCGUGCAUAAAUUCUCACUUAAUGUUUAUUGGUCAUCACGUUUGUUAGAUCCAGCAGUCUCAACGGGUGAUUGCAUUUUUGCUACAUCUGUUGCGCAUGUCUCCGCCUCAAAUGGUGCACUCUUAGAGUAGAUCGAGAUGCAUUUUGCCGUCGAGAGAACGAAGCGAGUCUCUCGUGGCAAAAAAGUCCACGUAGCAGUAUCAAUACACUUCUCGCAAGCAUCAACAACAUUUUUGCUUUAGCUUUGUCUAGCUUGCGAGAAGGGCAUGUAUGAUAUUUCUCCCUGGUUGUACACACAAGAUCCAUCAGUAUAACCACUCAAACCUGUACCUUGAUUCUAUUACAAUCUGUGUUAUUUUGUCACCGGCUUUUCUGUUAUAAUUCUUUGUAUCGGACCUGAUUUAGCACACGCUUUUGCUACUCAUUAUUCCGCGCAUUGGCGCGUAUCCACAUUCCAUUUCACCUGUGUGUGCACCCCCGCGUGCGUUUAAGGAAGUACCACUGGCUCUCCUAAAGCCGAAGAAACGGUCAAGAAAUCUAAUAACAGUAGUCAUUCAGGUCAAUGGACUUAAGUUGAGGUGCUGGAAGAAGCCAUAUGAAGUAUUACCAUUUGUUUGAUCAACUCUUGAACUGCGUCGAGUAGCUGCUGCCCCGCCGCCGAACGAUUGAUUCUACUCACUUAACCCAAACCACUUCUGAUUGGGCGUAAUUAUCGAUGUGAAAUGAUUCAACACACAUGGUGCUAUCAAUUCUAAUUUAGGCUUGGUUUUGCCGCGAUAUCUCAAUGGGAAUACGGUAAGAGACACGCGUCGUAGAUCAAUUUAGUUCGUUAAACGGGAGUAUCACGGGACAAGGCAGUGCAGCUCUGAAUGAAAUCGGUGACGGUUUUGUUGUUAUAAUCAUUUAAAAACAUUCUCUAAUAGUUCAAUGAUGAGUGUGAAAAAUCAAACUGGCGACAAUCACGAUAGCUGUAGGAUAAGAUUUGUUUGAACCUCCAUGCUGUGCUUACCAUACUUAUACUUAAAACGCGACUUCUCCCAGAUUUGUGUUCAGAAAAGAGAAAAAAUCAAAGGAAACUAAUAGGAAAAUACAAUUAAACUAACAAUGUACUCUAAUGGAUCUACUACUUAAUAUUACUGUUUAGUUUUUAAAUCACCCUGGACAUAUAAGCUUAAAACUGUCUAUGCUUUUGGGCAAAUACUGCAUUAAUAAACCUAAGAAGUUGUGGUGUCAUGAUAAUAAAUGCGAAUUUCUUCACAACAUGUGUAUUUUUUCUCCCUAAAUCUCCAAUGAUAACAAACUAAGGAAAGGGGUGUAUUCGAUAAAAUCUGCAUAUACAAACUUGACUGUAUCUUGAUCACCAUGUGUGUAAAAAAUCUAAACUUGUCAGUAAAACUAGUUGAAAGUGUAUUGUUUUCAUCUGUCUAGUUUCUUAGCAGCUCAUACAGCACUUACAAUCGUAUCGUCGAAACAAGAGAUCACCUGCGAAAAAAGAAUGUGCAUUUAUAAUGGAUGAAAAACAGGGAAAUUGAUUCCCUGGAUUUUGUAAGUUUUCAAAUCUUUGGACUGGCAUCUCCUCUCUGGAGCCAACAAUGC
Messenger RNA from Toxorhynchites rutilus septentrionalis, 4457 nucleotides. RefSeq names its product organic cation transporter protein-like. Gene Ontology annotation, biological process: transmembrane transport. The coding region runs from base 489 to 2276 and encodes 595 amino acids. Gene Ontology annotation, cellular component: membrane. Gene Ontology annotation, molecular function: transmembrane transporter activity. NCBI's taxonomy places the organism in Eukaryota, Metazoa, Arthropoda, Insecta, Diptera, Culicidae. The transcript has a single exon. The record is from RefSeq and is a predicted model, not a curated record.